GGAAGAGCGAACCGUGAAAAUAUGUCACCGUCAACAGCCUCUGGACGAGCAGUCCAAUAUUCGCAUGAAGAAGAAUUCUCAACGGUUUCCCCGUUCCUUCCUGAAGAAUUUUUGAUUAACUUGCGCGAUGCUUCAGAUCAAAUAGCAUCGUCGCCCGAAGAACUACAGCACUCUGCACAACAGCACCCUGCCAAGAAUGCGAUGCAUGCACAAGAAGGCUCGGAGAAGAACGUAUCUCCUACAGGUACAAUUCCUUGGCUGUCCACGUCCACCACACGAAGAUCACGGGUUGCGUCACGAGGACGAACUCCCUUACAGUGGGUUCUCCUAGGUCUAUUAGAGGACCAACACUUCCUUCUUGCUCCCUCAGCAUCGUCUCCCUCUUCCUCAUCUACAUCGUCCUCCACCCAAGGCAGCGUCGUUGUCCCAAAUACGAUGUCUAGCACGUUCAGGAUGGAUGGUCGUACGUUAGGCGGAUCCUUUUUUGGGGGUUUGAAUUCCCCAGGUUCCAGCGGUAGGUGCAGCACUUGUUCUCCGGCUAGCGCCACCUCUGCAGGUGGCUCGACUUGUUCUCCAGGUAGCCCCACUUGUUCGCCGAGGAGCUCAUCUUCUCCAGCUGGGUCAUCUCCAGGUACAGCAGCUUCUUCUUCGAGUUCAUCAGGAGGUCAACAUGAUUCUUCUCCAGGUACAGCAGCGUCAGCUUCAGGAUAUUUCGAAUCACCAUCCGCAUUUGCGAGUCCUAUUUCGGCGUCAGACCCUAGGAAUGGCUGCGCGUCGAAUCCGACUGCUCCUGCAACAUGUAUAGCUCGUGAUUGCGCACACGCAUCAGACCCUUCUGCUGCAUGUGCAGCGGAUGAUUGCCGAACAAAUAGUAGCCUCUCUCAGAGUUGUGCAUCUUCGGAGGCUAGGAAUGCAAAUGCAUGCGCUCAAAACUGUGGUGCAAAUGACUUCCUUGGGUCCUUGAGACGGUGGCAGGUGACAAUCACCGAAUCGGGCUUAGAGCUCUUUUGUUUAAGGCUUAAAACAGAACUCAUUUUUUUACCUCUAAACAAACUUGAUAGAGUAGGAGUACCUUCUUUUGCACUGCCCUCUCUGCUUCAAAGCUCGUUCCCAAGUUUCACUUUCUUCUUUUUCUUUCUUGGGAAUCCGAAGAAAUGAAAGUCUGAAGAAAUGAAGAAUUACUCUUUUGAGCUGUCUAAUAUCGGAUGAACAUAGUGCAAGGCUAAACCUUUCGCUCAACGAAGAGGACGGUCCUGAUCGCGGUGUGUCUGAAUUCGCCCAACGCUUUCUCGUCUAUCUUCUUGAUACGCUGAGAAGCACUACUAUUAUAUCUCCUGCUGAUGUUACAACAAGAGCUGCUACUACUUCUUUGCUCAGCAGUAGUACUGCAGGAGCAACAACAACAACUCCUGUAGAGAAAGUAGAGGAUGAUGAAGGACAAGGAGAAAGAACGUCGUCAAGAACCACCACGUCGCUGGAUCUGUUGCUCAGGAGACUAGGGAACGAGUCCUUUCGCAAGGUGUUUGGUACCAUAUGGAAAGGUAUCGGAACGACGUGUCUCCUACCCUUUUCCUCAACCUGGGAAUGGUGAGGUUGACAUGAAAGUGGUUACAUCUCCGUUUCCGAACAUAAUCAAAAUCGAGGCCCUUGGUCUAAAACUGAUUUUUGCCUGAGUUGUUCAUAUAUCGUCCUAAUGAAGCUCGAACCACAUCAUUAUUUUAUACUCUGCUGCUCGUUUUCUUCAAGCAUGAGGUGGUAAAGUUUAAAGGGGCUCACUUUGUUGCAAAUUUUAUUCUUGGUAAUCUCUCAUGAUUUGAAAACUUGACUCUGGCUCUACUUUGAUUGAAUCCGGCUUGUACUCAAAUCUUACAGGCUUGAACGCUAAAGGCUGAUAUAUUUGGGUUUCUGUGUAUAGCUUCUUUUAGGCUGAAGCAAGAUGAUAGGCUGAAUGUCGUUUCUAUGCUAGUCAUUCUGAUUUGUUACAUUGAAAUGGUAUAGGUGGACGGCACUGCAUGGCAACGUUUGCUUGUUACUUGUAGUUACGCAGCAAGUGCUAGUUCUUCAGUAGGCCGACGUCUCAUUUAUCACGUGCAUCAUCUCUGCUUCUAGUACCAAGAAUGUUUAGCUAUAACCCGUGUAUGUUGUAGCACACUUUAUGAAACCACCUUGACAAUUGUCAGUAUGAAGGAAGAGCCCCUAGCACUUGACGCACUUUGUUUUUUCCCAGACAGUGAAGAUUUACUUAGAUUGUUUGUUUUUGAUCAGAUCUAUCGUCGUCUUUGCUGAGAACCCUAGUGACUGUGGC
Amoebophrya sp. A25 is the source of this 2305-nucleotide messenger RNA. NCBI's taxonomy places the organism in Eukaryota, Dinophyceae, Syndiniales, Amoebophryaceae. The record is from the annotation of a GenBank genome assembly.